CAGCUGUUCACUAUUGAGAGAGACCUGCACGCGAGAGCUGCUGUAUGACGAUACGACCAAAUCUAUUUGUGCACCGCAGUCACAACAAACAUAGAAGAAAUAGUUUUCUAUGUAACUCAGCAACAAUAUACCAAACUAUACUUGUAGGCUAAUUUCUUACGUUAAAAGCAUCUGGAUUAAAUUACUCUUCAUUUGUUUAUUUUGUGGUUUAUCCACGCGACAUCGGACGCUGUUACCGGAGCGCGCAGCGCCGCCAGUAUUGUGACUGUCCCUGUCGCGUUGUGGCAUGUUCGAGGGCCAAGGCAGACGGAACUGAAGUCUUCAUUGCUCCUGAGCAGGAUUCAAUGAAAAUGUCUGUCUGUGUCCACGAGAACCGCAAGUCUCGUGCCAGCACGGGCUCUAUGAACAUCUACCUGUUCCACAAGUCCUCGUACGCAGACAGCGUGCUAAUGCACCUGAAUGCUCUUCGUCAGCAGAGACUCUUCACGGAUGUUCUGCUCCACGCUGGAAACCGUUCUUUCCCAUGCCACAGGGCUGUGCUGGCCGCCUGCAGCCGCUACUUUGAAGCAAUGUUUAGCGGAGGGCUGAGAGAAAGUCAGGACAGUGAAGUGGACUUCAGGGACUCCAUUCAUCCAGAGGUAUUGGAGCUCCUACUGGACUACGCCUACUCGUCAAGAGUAAUAAUAAACGAGGAGAAUGCAGAAUCUCUCCUUGAGGCCGGUGACAUGCUGGAGUUUCAGGACAUUCGUGAUGCCUGUGCCGAGUUCCUGGAGAAGAACCUCCAUCCAUCCAAUUGCCUGGGCAUGCUGCUGCUUUCGGAUGCUCACCAGUGCACCCAGCUGUUUCAGCUGUCCUGGAGCAUGUGUCUCAGUAACUUCCCGGCUAUCUGCAAGACUGAGGAGUUUCUCCAGCUGCCCAAGGACAUGCUGGUCCAACUGCUGGCACACGAAGAGCUCGAAACUGAGGACGAGCGUCUGGUCUACGAGUCAGCUCUCAACUGGGUGAACUACGACCUUGAGAGCAGGCACUGUCAUCUUCCGGAGCUGCUCCGUACCGUGCGUCUGGCUCUCCUGCCUGCCAUCUUCCUUAUGGAGAACGUCUCUACGGAGGAGCUCAUCAUCGCACAGGCUAAAAGCAAAGAGCUGGUAGACGAGGCCAUCCGCUGCAAACUGCGCAUCUUGCAAAACGACGGCGUCGUCAACAGUCCUUGCGCCCGGCCCCGCAAGACCAGUCAUGCCCUUUUCUUGCUGGGCGGCCCCACGUUUAUGUGCGACAAGCUCUACCUGGUGGACCAGAAGGCCAAAGAGAUCAUUCCAAAGGCGGACAUCCCCAGCCCACGAAAGGAGUUCAGCGCCUGUGCCAUUGGCUGCAAAGUGUACGUGACAGGUGGCCGGGGCUCUGAGAACGGUGUGUCUAAGGACGUUUGGGUCUACGAUACAUUACAGGAGGAAUGGUCUAAAGCGGCUCCAAUGCUGAUAGCACGUUUCGGUCACGGUUCCGCUGAGUUACGCCACUGCCUGUAUGUUGUCGGAGGUCACACAGCUGCCACUGGCUGUCUGCCUGCAUCACCAUCUGUGUCCUUGAAGCAGGUAGAGCAGUUUGACCCAGUUGCUAAUAAGUGGAGCAUGGUGGCACCACUGCGAGAAGGAGUUAGUAAUGCAGCUGUGGUCAGCGUAAAGCUUAAGUUGUUCGCCUUCGGAGGGACGAGUGUGGCCCAUGACAAGCUGCCCAAAGUUCAGUGCUACGAUCCCUCAGAAAAUCGCUGGACAGUCCCGGCAUCCUGCCCGCAGCCGUGGCGCUACACUGCAGCUGCUGUUCUCGGCAACCAGAUCUUUGUAAUGGGGGGCGACACAGAAUUCUCUGCUUGCUCUGCCUACAAAUUCAGCAGUGAGACUUAUCAGUGGACUAAAGUUGGAGAUGUUACAGCGAAACGAAUGAGCUGCCAGGCGGUGGCAUCUGGAAACAAACUUUAUGUGGUGGGUGGCUACUUUGGUACACAGCGCUGUAAAACCCUGGACUGCUAUGACCCUACGCUCGAUGCCUGGAACAGCAUCACUACCGUACCUUAUUCCUUAAUCCCCACUGCCUUCGUCAGCACCUGGAAACACCUCCCAGCCUAAAGCACUCCUGUACUUCCUUCUGUGACCCUACUGUUCCUAUGAGAGUUCCUUGUGUCCACUUGUCGUUAUUGUCUACUGGAUUCCAACUGUGAAGAAACGCUAUAACCCUCCUGUGCAAUUUUACAAAAAGACUUUCUCCCAUAAGAGCUAAGUAUUGUGCACGAAGUCCAGUCACAAAGCUUUUUUCUGCUGCAAGUUUGCUCAAAUCUUUUAACUUCCUGCUUGGAAGUUUCAAGAACGUUGUGAUGUCGUAUCCAACAUUUUGUGAAGUAUCAGAACGUGGGCUUCACAGUGAAAACCAAAAGAACUGCAAUGCAUCCUGAAAGCCCAGUCUGCUUCCAUCAUAACCAGCAUAAUCAUCACUUUCGUCCCCCCACGUUUGUGUACUCUGACCGUUUUUUUUUUUGUUUUGUUUUUUACAAUGCUGAUGCCAUGCAAGCUAAAAUAGACCUGUAUGCCUGUCUUAAUUUCUUUACUGCAUGAAGGAUGAGUGGAAGCUUUUGAUUGGGAAGAUCAACAGGAGUCUCAACGCAUGAUUGGAGAUCCAGGAAAAGUACCUCACAUCCUGAUAUGUAUAUACCUUUUCUUCUCCCAUGGUGAUGUUAAAAAAUAGACCUUGCUCAAAAGGAGAGGGACUGAGGCGGGCUUGUAAUGGACUGAUAAACGUAAUAUUUUGCUGGUUUAAAGAAUAAAAAGGACAGAAGGAAACAUGAGAGCCUUUUUUACGUAUUUGUCCUUCACACAUCUGUACAAGGAGGACAGACUGAUGCUGAACUGUUCCUGUUGAACAAACCUUAGCAGCUUGGUGUGAAAAUAGACAUGGGCACAGUGUGUCCCAAGGUACACGCGUCAGCUGUGCGUAUGUGACUGAGCACGGAAAAGGCAUGUCCCAGCAUGUUAGUCUGAACGACAGUCCAUCUGACCCCACUCAACACCCGAUCAUACCCCCACCCCCUCCAAAAUAAACACCCGACAAACAGCGUGAGCAUGCCCUCUGAGAAACCGACAACAAACACUAUCCUUCCAGCUUCUGAUCACUGACCGACUCGAAUUUCAAGAUUCUCCUGCACAAAACUCGAAUUGUGCGAGACACUUCUGCUUCACUGUUUUUGCCUGUACUAUUCUAAGCACAUACAGUCACGGUAAACGUGAACGACAGAAGGAGAGAGAGAAGAUGUGAGAGCCAUUUCGUCACCCUGUGAGGGAAUGCAGUCUCUAUGGCAACAACAACUAAACUGUUAAAAAAAAGGACCAUAACGAGAAAAGUGCAAGAAACUGGCUGUCUGGCUUAAAAAUAUUUCAGUGUCUAUUA
Molecule: messenger RNA, 3432 nt
Organism: Rhinichthys klamathensis goyatoka
Lineage: Eukaryota; Metazoa; Chordata; Actinopteri; Cypriniformes; Leuciscidae
Gene: enc1
Product: ectodermal-neural cortex 1
Exons: 4
Coding region: 345-2120 (591 amino acids)
Molecular function (GO): protein binding
Source: RefSeq, a predicted model, not a curated record